ACUUACCUCUUAACCCAUCAUCGUGGUUGCAAAUCCUGCAACCACCAUCUUGAUAUUCUGGCUUUCCUCAACCGCAUGGCAGGCAUAGACACUCGUCAGCUACCAUUCAACAAUCUCAGCGCCGACGGCCUUGUUCUCGUUGUUGGCCCUGUUAGCGCUCUCCGCACUAAUCGUGAAUCUCGACUGUCAACAACUUAAACAGCCUUGAACAAGAGCAAAGACAAGAUGACGAAGCAAUGGGAAGACCACAGACAUAUCAUCAUCCGGGAGUACAAGGACAACAACAAGCCUCUUCAUGAGGUAAAGAAGUUCAUGGAGGAACGGUAUCGGUUUAGAGCUUCAAUCCGGGCAUACAGGUCGCGCUUCGAUCGAUGGAGGGUUCGCAAGUAUACGAGUCGCAAGCGAAGAGAUUCUUUCGCAGCCAAAUCCGAUAAAUCUGUGUUGUCCGAGUCAUCAGAUGAUGGUACCGUCUCGCCACCCCCAUCAUCAAGUCCCAUCCAUAGACGAGGGAGCAGCAGCCGACAAGGACACCCGUCGAUCCAUUACAUCGGUUCGGGCAUGUACGAAUCGACGACUCUAACGGAAGUUUCCUUGAGCCCCUCGGGCCAUCCGAACUUUGAACCACUCCGGCAAUUGUAUCCUACAGACCCCCUCGCGGGACUGCUGCCUGGGUCGGGCCUGCAUUCGAGCCAGAGAGGACUUGUGAACAAUUUUCGGUACCCGCCUGACCAUCAAGGGCAUUAUGACACUGGCAUUUACCGGCAAGUUCACGACCCAGUGUUCCAUACCAAGUUUACCGAGGGCUGUUCUCAACUGCUUCCCCAUCAUUGCUUCGCCGACAGGGUACUAGCAACCCGCUUUCCGCGGCCCAUACGAUAACUUAGCGGACAUUAUGGCCCGUCAACCGUUAUCGAACCCUGCAUGAGUUGAAACGGACAUAACCCACUGGAGAAGUGGUGUUCACUGUUUAGCCUUCAACAGUCGAGAGGCCGGCCAACCCAUUUUUUGCUAGCAGAAAGCAUAUCCAGCUUUACUUGGUGUAACCUGGUACUCGAAUUUCGCAGCACAAUUUUUUUUUUUUCUCCUCCGGUACAGCGGGCAGUGUAUCCUUAGAAGCACGACAGGGGUACUGUGGACAUACAAAU
Neurospora hispaniola is the source of this 1145-nucleotide messenger RNA. Its product is annotated as Clr5 domain-containing protein. The record is from RefSeq and is a predicted model, not a curated record. The transcript has 3 exons. Lineage: Eukaryota; Fungi; Ascomycota; Sordariomycetes; Sordariales; Sordariaceae. Bases 226 to 879 code for a protein of 217 amino acids.